AUGGCUCUGACAUCUGACUACAAUGCGUCCUUCAUGGGUGCUACCUUCAAUGACUGGAUGACAACCCACCAAUGGGCUGGUGCAUGCGGCUCGCCCAAUACCUCGGUUGUCAUGGUCGCCACCGUGCCCCAGCAUCUGGCAUCCGUUACUGAGGCCGGAAGUGAGGUUGAGACGAUCCGCGUUGUGAUGCAUUACCAGAAGCGCUACGGUACACUGGAUGAAUGCAACGUUUAUCUGGUCGUGCCCGGGUUUGGGCGCACUUUGGUGUGCGAAGCUUACGGCGUGCAACUCGAGAGGGACACUCCGCGCAAGUAUACCGUUGCAAUUCCGAACAGCCAAGCUCCCAAAAUUCAUGGGAACUUUUCAUGGAAGUUCGAGAAGCAGCAGAAUCAGAUUGAGGUUGUGAUGGCGUACGACCUGACAACUCCGUUCACCGGACAAAUGGUAGAUCAUGUCAGCUUGUUUCCGUCCUCUGUCAGUGCUCGGCAGGAUCAGCUGCAACAAUUCCCUUACGAAAUCGCCACGAAGCCUCGAUCGACCAUAGAAGAUAUCGACGAUUUACAGAGUGCGGUUCACUUUGACGCUGUGACCAGCGGUGAACACGAGCUCCUGGUCAAAUUCUUGGAUGACCAUGCCCACGACAUGGGAGAUGCUGGUUACACCAUUGCCAUCCAGUCUUACAGAGAGGGUGGACCAGUAGUCGGUGUAGCUUCCUCUGACUCAGGACUUGCAGCGGCCGCAUCUAAACAGUACUCACUUAGCCUUCAUUUUGCGGGUAUUCUCGAGUUGGUUGGCAGCAUUGGACCGGUUGAUCGAGUCGUCGCAGCUGAACUCUUCGCCAAGGUUCCCAUUGCUGGUCGUGUCAAGUUGGCAAAUGUCAAGGGAGCUCUGACAGACACGGCGUCGGUGCAGGCGACAAUCAACGUUGUUGUUGCAAAGGGCACAGUGACGUUUAGGGCUGUCAAGAAUGACAGUGGAAAGCAUGACUUAUAUUGCGACGCAACCGUCCAAGUGAAACUGAUUUCUCCUAUCAAAGUGACGAAUGUCAAGAUAUUGGCACUUCCGUGA
Messenger RNA from Fibroporia radiculosa, 1068 nucleotides. RefSeq lists its product as uncharacterized. Bases 1 to 1068 code for a protein of 355 amino acids. The record is from RefSeq and is a predicted model, not a curated record. The transcript has 8 exons. Lineage: Eukaryota; Fungi; Basidiomycota; Agaricomycetes; Polyporales; Fibroporiaceae.